Ostrinia nubilalis (European corn borer) is the source of this 989-nucleotide messenger RNA. Its product is annotated as pyrimidodiazepine synthase-like. Gene Ontology annotation, biological process: glutathione metabolic process. Lineage: Eukaryota; Metazoa; Arthropoda; Insecta; Lepidoptera; Crambidae. The record is from RefSeq and is a predicted model, not a curated record. The transcript is spliced from 5 exons. Gene Ontology annotation, cellular component: cytoplasm. The coding region runs from base 151 to 981 and encodes 276 amino acids. Gene Ontology annotation, molecular function: glutathione dehydrogenase (ascorbate) activity; glutathione transferase activity.
UAUUUCUGUGCAGAGGACCUUACGUCGCUCAUACGUUAUCCACUUGUUUCGAUAGACUCACUGUUUUUUAGAUUUUUUCGUAGAUUUCGUUCAAAUAAAUUAGGAAAUCAGUAAAUAAAUGUAACGGUGUAAAGCUAAUACCUACUCAAAAUGUGGUCAUUUAAAGUUCUCCGUAGUCAAGUGUGUUCGGUAGAACGCGUAUUAUUGUUGGACAAUCGUAGUAUAGCGUCAUCGGUCAAGGGCAUCAACUUCAACUCCAAGCAUCUCAAGAAAGGAGAUCCAGAUCCAGCUUACAAUGGCAUUCUACGGGUUUAUAACAUGCGGUUCUGCCCGUAUGCGCAACGGACCAUGCUUGCAUUGAACGCCAAAGAGAUUGACUAUGAGUUGGUUAACGUAAAUCUUAUUAACAAACCUGAUUGGAUUUUCAAUAAGAGUCCUUUUGGUAAAGUUCCCGUUCUGGAAAUAAAACAGGGCGAAACUAUUUACGAGAGUUUAGCGACUGUGGAAUAUUUAGACGAAGUAUACCCUCAAAGACCUCUAUUACCCAAAGACCCAGUGCAAAGAGCACGGGACAAAAUGGUAGUCGAACUGUCUGGAGCCAUACACACGUUGUUUUUCAAACUUGUUAAAACACCAGAUAAGGUAAAUGAACACAACGUUGCGGCAUACCGAAAAGUCCUGGACGUAAUUCAGGAGGAACUAGUAACGCGUGGGUCGAAGUUUUUGUAUGGAAACGAGCCAGGAUACGUAGACUACAUGAUUUGGCCGUGGUUCGAGAGACUGCAAAUUUUGGCCGAAACCAAUCCUACAGCCAACAUUGAUGCUGAAAAAUAUAAGUUACUGUUGGAGUACAUAGCAAACAUGAGGAUGGAUCCAGUCAUCAGCCAAUACCUAAUUCCUGAUGAUAUUUUAAUAAAAUUCCACAGUGGAUUUCAAUUAGCAAGUGGCCCUAACUAUGACUUACUUCUGAAUAAAGAUUAAAUUACCGA